This is a messenger RNA of Lactuca virosa, 1506 nucleotides long. Lineage: Eukaryota; Viridiplantae; Streptophyta; Magnoliopsida; Asterales; Asteraceae. The record is from the annotation of a GenBank genome assembly.
AUGCAAAACCCCAAAAAGUGGUACCUCCUCCUCCUUUCGCCUCCCCCUCCAAUAGAUCAAAACCAGACUCGAUCAAAGAAAAGGAGAGUUAACAACAAACCAAAGAAAAGGAGACAUAAUAGUAGAUCGAAGAAGGAGAAAUCAAUUUCUUUCCCUUCCAUUUCAUCCCCAAGAAACGACGAGGAUUAUGGGUACAAUUUCGAUCGAAGCGGAUUCCUGAUAAAUGAUUUGAUAAUAUGGAAUGAUGUCGCAAAAUCAACCCUCUUCGGUUCAGUCUAUUUCUUAUCUUCAUGUUUCACAACAUGCAUUAGCUUUAGGGAGGAGGAAGAUGGGGCAAAGGUGGUGAGAGUUGAGAACCUAAACAACCCAUACCAAAGCGAGAGCAACCAUGACCGAUUCAAACUAACACUAAACAAGUUGUAUGCAUGGAGCUUAGUAGAAUAUGAAAGAGUGAUCAUGCUCGAUGCCGACAAUCUUUUCCUUCAAAAUACAGAUGAGUUGUUUCAAUGUGGCCACUUCUGUGCAGUCUUCAUCAACCCUUGCAUCUUCCAUACCGGCCUCUUUGUUUUGCAGCCAUCAUCAAAGGUAUUUAAGAAGAUGUUACAUGAUCUAGAUAUUAAAAGAGAUAAUCCAGAUGCAGCCGAUCAAGGCUUUAUUGGAGGUUACUUUCCAUGUCUUCUUGAUCAGCCCAUGUUCCAUCCACCACCUAAUGGCACCAAACUUGAUGGUACUUUUAGACUCCCAUUGGGCUACCAAAUGGACGCUUCUUAUUAUUACCUGAAAUUGAGAUGGAGUGUACCAUGUGGGCCAAAUAGUGUCAUCACAUUUCCUAGUGCACCAUGGCUGAAGCCUUGGUACUGGUGGUCAUGGCCCGUUUUACCACUAGGCAUCCAAUGGCAUCAACAACGUCAACAGACUUUAGGGUACGAUUCAGAGAUGCCUGUUGUACUAAUCCAAGGUCUAGUUUACCUAGGAAUUAUAGCAAUCACCCAUUCGGCACGCCCAAGCUGGCUUAGCAAGUUAUGGUAUCGUGGUGGUGGAGAUAAGAAUAUGAUGAUAAGCAUAAUCAUAAUCCAGAGUAGAAGCUUGAUUAUUAUAAAAGCGGUGGUGAUGUUGUCAAUUACGAUGACAUCAUACCUGGUCCCAUUUUUGGUAAUCCCUCAUACGAUCCAUCCAAUUAUAGGGUGGGGGACAUACUUACUAGGGUCGUUUGCUCUCUCAUGUAUAGCCAUCAAGAUGUUUCUUCUUCCGGUGGUACCUGUGUUGACCCCUUGGGUAGGGAUAAUUGGUGUUCUUUUGGUCAUGGCUUGCCCCUGGUAUAAUGAUGGUGUUGUGAGGGCAUUGUUUGUUUUUGCAUAUGCUUUUUGUGCUGCACCAGUUUUGUGGAUUUCUUUAGGGAAAAUUGUAUCAUCACGCCACACUAUUUCACUUGAAAGGGAAGGUUUCUUGCCGAGUAGACUCGUUGACCCAACUCAGCCUUCUGAUCCUUUUAAUAAAUUAUAUUGA